This is a messenger RNA of Panonychus citri (citrus red mite), 2027 nucleotides long. RefSeq names its product protein wntless-like (gene wls). Gene Ontology annotation, molecular function: Wnt-protein binding. NCBI's taxonomy places the organism in Eukaryota, Metazoa, Arthropoda, Arachnida, Trombidiformes, Tetranychidae. Gene Ontology annotation, biological process: Wnt protein secretion; Wnt signaling pathway; intracellular protein transport. The transcript has 6 exons. The coding region runs from base 100 to 1791 and encodes 563 amino acids. Gene Ontology annotation, cellular component: endomembrane system; organelle membrane. The record is from RefSeq and is a predicted model, not a curated record.
AUCAUUCAAAUCAUUUCUUUCAUCAAAACUCUUGACAUUCUACAGACAAACAACUAAAUUGAUUCAUCUUUUAAUUGACUUUAUUUAAUCGUGACAACGAUGCCUGGAACCAUUUUGGAGAACCUUUCAAACCGCAAAUUAGUGGUAAUUUUAUUCAUCAUCUUCAUAAUCCAAUUUGUCUCUUUUUUAAUUGGAGCUUUUAUUGCUCCUGCACCAGCCAACACAGAACAAGUAAUGGCUACUUUAUGUAUAGCUGAUGACCACAAGAAACUGGCUAUUCCUAUUCAUCAAAUUCAAGGAGAUGAAAUCAGAUCAAAAAAUUGUCAUCGAUAUGACACUGGCCAAAUAAGUGGCAAGAAUCCAAUCAUCUUCGCUUUUCAAAUACCAUUGCCUAGAGAUGGUCUUAGACUUGAUUAUUCAAGAUGGAUGUCCAAUUUGAUUGCUCUUCUCACACCUGAUAUAAAUUAUCGCAGUUUGUCAUAUGCAGUCAACAGUUCUGACCUCCGGAAGAUAAAAGGAGAGAUUGGAAUGAAUGUCACUUUAGCGGCUAAAGAUGCUCAGGAUGAUGAUUGGAAAAUCAUCGCUUCGAAGGAUAAAUUAAAAAGAACUUUGAACUGUGAAAUAUUGACAGAAAAGCUUGAAGAUGAACAAAAGUAUGAAUGUGACUUAAUUCAUUUAUUCGAGUUACAAUCAUUAUUUUAUGACUACUACCUGAUCAAUAUUGUAUUCGACUCUUCUCCUCAAUUGGUUCAUGCUGAAUUAACUGGACUGAAUAUGGCUGCUAUUCAUCAGAAUGGUGGAUUCACAAAAGUUUGGCUUUUAUUGAAGACCGUUUUCUUUAUAAUCACUUUGUUUACACUUAUUUGGUACUGGAAUCGUCUUCAGCAACUGUCCAGAAAAACAACUCUCCUCGAACGGACUAUAAUCAUGCUUGGCCUUGCUAUUACUCAGCUCAACGCUCCGAUUGAAUUUUUGUCUUUAUUUUUCGAUUUAGGAUUCAUGAAUUUUCUCAGUGAUAUUCGCCAAGGAGUCCUCUAUUGUGGUCUUCUCUCAUUCUGGUGUAUUUUCACUGGAGAACAUCUAUUAGACGGAGUUCAAAGAUCUUGUCUCUCUUAUUAUGCCAAACAAUUAGCCAUAAUUCUUAGCGCUUCUACAGCGUUAUUCGUGUUUGAUUCUAUCGAACGAGGAAUCCAAUGGAUCAACCCUUUCUUUACAAUCUGGGAGGUGGACUCUCAUCUCGCCGUCAUCUUUAUCAUCUCCGCUAUCAUCUCAGCUACUACCUUUUUCUUUUUCCUUUGUUAUCAAGUUUGGAUGGUAAAACGUAAUCUCUCAUCCAAACAAAGUUCUCUUCCAUCAAUGUCCAGCACUCGUCGUUUAGUUUACCUUGGAAUAAUUUACCGAUUCAAGUUCCUACUCUGGGCAACAGUGAUUUGCGCUGGUAUAACUAUUUCAGCUUUUAUUAUGAAUCAAUUUGUCGAUGAAAAUUUCCACUGGGAAGAGGAAAACCCAUACAUUGAGCUCCAAUGUACCAGUGCCAUGUACACAACCGUCUAUGCCAUGUGGAAUAACUAUGCAAUUGUCCUGUUGAUUCUUUAUGCACCUUCACACAAAGGGUUCGGACCAAUCGUUGAUAACUUAUCUGAAGAAAUCGAGUUCAAUCGACUCACAACAGAUGAUCGUGAGCAAGACAGAGGAGAAAAUUCUGAAAAAACAAAUGAAGGUGCUGAAAGUUCUGAAAAAAGUGACAUGAUGCUCUUACAACAACUCACGAAUAAGAAAGCCAUUGACUAAACUGUUGAUCUCAUUUAAAGAUCAUAAAAAUCAAUUCGAUCUCAGAAUUAAUUUCAAACAUAUAUUCGAAAGUCUUUUUCAUAUGAAAUGUACUCUAAAUAAAAUUCUGAUUUAAUCAAAAAAUUCCCCAAUCCAACGUAGAUGAGCAUUUGCACUCAAUAUUGAUAAUUUUGUAAAUUGAGAGUUAAGAUUUGCUAAUACAGAAUAAAUUGAAAUCGCUCUCAAAUACAAUUGAA